UAAUGUUUUCAAAUACAUAAUCACAAUUCUAAAAUCCUCAAUAAUCCUAAUAUGGUGGUUAUAGUCAAACUAUUCCGAUAAGUAAGUGAUAUGAAUAUAGUAGUAAAUUCAUCAGCAGUAGGGAAACCUGUGUAUCAACCUUAAUAACCUUAACCAAUGGAAACAGAAUAAAAAAUAUACAGAGGACAGAAUCAAGUUUCUGAAGUUUAAGUUCAUAAUCCAAUGCCUAUAAAAUAAAAUACAUCAUAAAUAAUUGUGUAGAAUCAGUUUUAACAAUAGUAAGGGAAAUAAAAUUAGAAAUUGUCAUAUGUAAUAUAUUUGAAUUUAAUUUGAUUAGUUGAUAGAUUGGAUAAUGUACUUUUUACCAAUAGCAUUCAUAAUAAUAAUUUUGAUUGUUAUGUCAUGCAUGGUUGGUGCUAAGAUAAAACAUUUUAAUCCUGAAGGUGCACAUAACACAUUAUCAACAUUAAAAAUCAAUUUAGAAAAGAAUCCAAUAGAAGAUAUAGUAGUAGGAAGGGAAACAGCAUCACAUGUUACAAUGAUUGAAUAUUUUAGACAUAAGAAUGUUGAAUGUCCUAAUGGUUAUGAAACAGCUAUAAUAGGUAAAUGGGAUGGAGUUAAGUCUGGAUGUUUAUGUGAAAAUGGAGAGAUAAGUCAUUCUGCUACUUGUUUUUAUAAAUCAUCAUGUAAAAGAGUGAAAUCUCAUGAUUCUGUGGAUAUUAAGAUAUGGUAAUCUAAGAGUUUUUGUAUUAAAAAAUAUGAAGAUUGGUAACAUUUAAAUGGAAUUAAUUGUGAUGAUGGUUAUAAGAAAUGUGGAAAUAUUUGUGUACCUAUAUCUAGAAGAUGUCCUUUGUCUAAUUUAGUGAAAGAUAAUAGUAGAUAAAAUGAUGAACAUGCAAUAAAAAUAGGGAAUGAUCAUUUUAUUAAGAAAUUUGAGGAUUCUGAAUCAAUUGUAGAUUUAUAAUUGGUUCCUGGAUUAGGUUAAAGUGAAUCAUCACCUUGUUUUAAUAAUGAAUUAAAUCCAAAGUUUUAAUCUGAGAAAUAUUAUCCAUUUGCAAAGAGAGCAGAAAAAGGAUGUGAUUAAUAUUUAGAUCUUUAAAAUCAUAGAAUAAGUUUGAAUACAUUAGAAAUUCAUAAAGUUUAUGAAUAGAAUGAUUUAAAUGAUCUUUUAAAUCAAAUACCAUUUUAUUAAAGUUAUAUGAGUAAUGAAGAUACUUAUGCAUUUGAAUUAAUUAAAAGAAUAAAAAUAAAUUCUAUUUAGGAAUGCUAGAAAUUGAAACCAAAUUAAGUAGAAAAGAUUUCAUCAAGUAGUAAAAGUAUUUAUCAUACUGAAAAAUAUCUUUCAUUUAUAAUAUUAUUGAUUUCAGCAGUUGCUUUAUUUUUAGUGCCAAUACUUUAUUUAAUUAGAAAUAGAGUAUUAUUAACAAAUUUUAUUUAGGUAUUUGAAUGGAAAGAUAUGACAGAAUUCUAAUAACCUAGAUUCUUUUGUGGUAGUGCUGCUGUAAUUGCUACACUUUGUAUAAUUUUGGGUGCAAUAUAUUUAUAUCAUAUAAAUGGAAAUGUAUAUUUAAUAUAUUAUAAUAAUAGAAUGGAUUAAAAGAACAUAAUCAUAUUUUUUAGACAUAUUUAGAAAAGAAUUGUUUUUCAGAUCAAGGAUUAAUAUUGGUAUAAUAUAUUUAUAUUCAUUAAUUUAUAGGCAAUUGAUUAAGUUAAUACUUUUGCAAAGAAUGUAUAUCACACUACUUAUAGUUAUGUGGUAUUUUCAUUUUAUGGAAGUAUUUGUUUUUUUGUUAUUUUGGCUUUAUUGAUGAUUUAUUAAUUUUAUACACAUAAGAGUAAUUUUGAAAAUCCUUGGUAAUACAGAAUCCAGAAAUAAUAUUAUGAAUUUCAUUGA
Messenger RNA from Paramecium pentaurelia, 1894 nucleotides. Lineage: Eukaryota; Ciliophora; Oligohymenophorea; Peniculida; Parameciidae. The record is from the annotation of a GenBank genome assembly.